This is a messenger RNA of Trematosphaeria pertusa, 829 nucleotides long. RefSeq lists its product as uncharacterized. Bases 99 to 596 code for a protein of 165 amino acids. The record is from RefSeq and is a predicted model, not a curated record. Lineage: Eukaryota; Fungi; Ascomycota; Dothideomycetes; Pleosporales; Trematosphaeriaceae. The transcript has 2 exons.
AAGCCGAUGGAGUGGGAGCGAGGAAUAAAUUUGGAGGAAACGCAGGGAGGAAACGCAGUCUCCGGGUGCGAAUACUGAUCGUGCCGAGCCGCUGGCAUAUGAGAUUAGAACUGGAGCAGUUACAGACAUUGCCCAGAGGAACCAGCGCGAGUCACCAUUUCUCCGUCUUCCCCGGUGAGCUGAAGAACCGAGUCUAUGAAAUAGUGCUUGGUGGGAAGCUCUGGGACAUAAAGUCGUUGUCGGUCAGAGGCACAUUCAAGCCCGCCAUCCUGAACAGCGACCGAAGCGCGCUUAGCUUGCUGCGAGUCUGCCGUCAAGUACAUGCUGAAACCGCGUUGCUACUCUUUCGGAUGAGCACCUUUGCCGUCGAGCUGCGUUACGGUGACGACUUAAGCUCAUGGCUAUUCAGGGCAUGCCUUGGACACGCUACUGGUGCUAUCACCUCGAUACGACUAGCUUUCCACACUUUCCGCACAUUCAAACUCUUUUGCCUCGCAACGCGGUUUCAAGGAGGAUUCUUGCCGUUCCAAAUCCUUCCGGCUCUCCAGCGCCUUCAUGUGUGCGUGAAGCACCACGGCCGCGCUUGGAGCUUGUAGACAGGUUCACAGAAGCGUUCGAGCGGAUGAGGUGUCCGAAGGCUGGAGUAGUGCUCACCAUGAAACUUCUCCAACGAGAUAAAGUCAUACGCUUGUGGAAGAACUAGGGUGAGGAGGGUAGCCCUUGCUGGUAUGAUCUUGCACUCAUGCACUCGCAGGGUCAUCACGGAGUUAACGGCGGUUCCGUUUUUACAAGUCCAGCCCCUUCCAACCGAAUUCCCGAGAGAACGGGC